AUGCGGUCAUCACGGCCGGUGCUGUGUGGAUACACGUCAGAACACUACUGCAGGGACCUUGCAGUUAUUGAAAUUGACUGGCAAGCCUCCAGCAAGAGUCAGACCGUCUGUAACCACCAGCUCCUUCUAACCUUUGACGGUCGCAAGUACUUCUCUCCUAAUACCGAAACAGCAAAGAGGGUUCUUAAUGUUGGCACCGGCACCGGCAUUUGGGCCAUUAACUUUAGUAUACAGCCUUCCGAGCAUAUAUGCACCUCUUGGACAUAUGGAGUUGACAUUCUGCAGCGGACGAGCAUCCCCACGCCGAGUACCCUCGAGCCUAGGGGCUGGAUCGAGCUCCAGGACCCCGGUACCCCCUCUGUCUCUAAUAACGGCACCUUAAAGGACAGAUCCCCUUUGUGGCAGUAUAACAGACGCUUCAUCCAGUCUGCUAAGAACCUUAGCCGCCCGAUCCAUCUCGCUGCCGACCACGACGAGCGCCUCAAGGACGCAGGAUUCAUCAACGUCGAGCGCAAGGUCUUUAAGUGGCCCAUUAAUAUAUGGCCCAAGAACCCCAAGCACAGGGAGGUCGGCUUGUGGACUCUGGCCAACAUCGAGGGCAAUCUCGAGACCAUCAGCAUAGCCCUGAUAACCCGCGGCCUAGGGAUAACUAGGGAGGAGGUGGAGGUCUUCCUCGUAGGCGUCAGGAAGGACCUCCGGGACCGCAGGAUCCCAUGCUUACUGGCCGGUCUACGUGACCAUCGGCUAGAAGCCGUUACUGGAGAACUAGAUAGCUCAAAUUACAUCAAGUCUUGAUAGUUAGGAUCAAUAUUACGCGAAUAUCGCAUAUAUAGAUUAGUCUCAUCUAUAUCUUCGUAGCGCGGGGGCGGUGGGAGCAAGUGUUGAUGAUGAUUUAG
This is a messenger RNA of Microdochium trichocladiopsis, 896 nucleotides long. RefSeq lists its product as uncharacterized. NCBI's taxonomy places the organism in Eukaryota, Fungi, Ascomycota, Sordariomycetes, Xylariales, Microdochiaceae. Bases 1 to 795 code for a protein of 264 amino acids. The record is from RefSeq and is a predicted model, not a curated record. The transcript has 5 exons.